Molecule: messenger RNA, 1811 nt
Organism: Mus pahari (shrew mouse)
Lineage: Eukaryota; Metazoa; Chordata; Mammalia; Rodentia; Muridae
Gene: Gabarapl1
Product: GABA type A receptor associated protein like 1
Exons: 4
Coding region: 283-636 (117 amino acids)
Biological process (GO): autophagy of mitochondrion; cellular response to nitrogen starvation; autophagosome assembly
Cellular component (GO): autophagosome membrane; autophagosome; cytosol
Molecular function (GO): ubiquitin protein ligase binding; GABA receptor binding
Source: RefSeq, a predicted model, not a curated record
GUCGUGAUGUCACAGCACCGCCCUGGUGUUUUUGUGUUCCCAGCUCUUGGGAAAAGCCACCCUAUUUCUUUACCUGGUGGUCCUUUACCUUCAGGCCGCGAGAUCUCCAGGUCCUUCUCUGGACGUUUAGCCACGUAGUGCGGCGACUGGCGCGUGGGAGCUGACGCGGGUGGAGCGAUUGUGAUAAGGCUGACAUUGACUGGGGGUGGCCAGACGCGAGACGCAGUCAUCAGCGCGCGCAGCAGGCCCCGUCCGGGGAGCCCCUACAUCCUGAGGUCCAUCAUGAAGUUCCAGUAUAAGGAGGACCACCCCUUCGAGUAUCGGAAAAAGGAAGGUGAAAAGAUUAGGAAGAAAUACCCGGACCGGGUGCCGGUCAUCGUGGAGAAGGCUCCUAAAGCCAGGGUCCCUGAUCUGGAUAAGAGGAAGUACCUUGUGCCCUCCGACCUCACUGUUGGCCAGUUCUACUUCUUAAUCCGGAAGAGGAUCCACCUGAGACCUGAGGACGCCUUAUUCUUCUUUGUCAACAACACCAUCCCUCCCACGAGUGCUACCAUGGGCCAGCUGUAUGAGGACAACCACGAGGAAGACUAUUUUCUGUAUGUGGCCUACAGUGAUGAAAGUGUCUAUGGGAAAUGAGGCAGAAGCCCAGCAGAUGGGAGCACCUGGACUUGGGGGUAGGGGAGGGGUGCGCGUGGGACUUGGGGAACCAGAGGGAGGGCUCCCAACCAUGGAGGAGACGCAAGGUGAAGACAUCCGGAAACAUCACACCGCACACGCUGUCGUCGUCUUUUUUUCACAAGCUCAGUUGUUACUUUUCUCUGCUUCCUCAGCCCAGGAAGAACUUGUGUUGCAUUGGCUGUGAGAGCGGGAUGGGGACGACAUGAUUCACAGCCUUGCUGUGAGCUUUCUCUCUCGUGCAGUUUCAUCAGAGGUUUGGGAGGAGGGCAGGUGGCCGCUAGAGAAGAAUACAGUUCAGCAGCAACUCCUGGCUCUUUGGGCAGAGGUUUGACUUUUGGCAUUUGUACAAGCCGUACGGGCAAAGGGGGAAAAGAAUGCCGUAGGGGACCACACCUAAGGGACCAAAAGAUACCCACUGUCACUGAAGCAUUGCGACCCCUGACCUCUGUCUCCAAUUCCUCCCUCUCCUAGUCCUUUUCUUCCAUCCAGGCUUCAUAGCACCGCCCCAGUUGUGGCAGGAGACAUUCACACAGGCGUUUAGAUGGAGUCCUCUUGGAAAAUAGGGCCGUGCGGGAACGUGGUUAUGAUUGCCAGCGGUUUGGAUGGCAUUAAACUGGAGUUCAGGGUUGAACAUGUCCUGCUCCUCAUCCCAUAAGUACCUUGGACUUUCAGGAGCCUCAGGAUCAGUCCUCUAGCAUUUCCUUCACCUUUCUCAUGUACAAGGACGGCGUGUCUGUGUGUGGAGGGUCCGGGUUACAAGGUAAGCUAGGUUGCCCACCUGCCCACUCGUCCUCCCCCUGCUGCAGUCUCUUGGGUCUCACAGGCACUGCAAUGCUAAGCGAUGGCCAGCUGUCUCCCGCCGUGGCAUCUGCUAUUCAGAGAAGAUGGAGCGAGGGGGACACCAGAGUUUCAUGGGGGCUUUACUCAUCAUUCAUUUCAUUUAGGGACUCUGUGGGGGGAGGGGCAGGCAUUGCAUUCUCACAUGACAUUUCAAUUCAUCUCAACCAAUGAAGAGCGUCCUCCCUGUUGGGAGCAAUCUGUACGUCUGCUUUGUCAGCUUCAGGUUCUGGUACUUUGAAGUCAAUGCUGUCAGGCCAGGGAAAUAAAAUAAUUGCUUACCUUAAAAAAGUCUA